AAAUAUAACAUCCAAUAUGUCUAAUUUAAAUUAUAAAUUUAAAAAAAUACAAUUUUUUAAUAAUUAUCAAUCAGCAAUUUGUCUUAGAAUGGAUGGUAGUUUAAAUAUUCUUUGUUUACAAACAUUGUUAUCAAGAAAAAUAUGGAAAAAUUGUAUUGAUGAUUUUAUUAGUAUUAAAGAAGAUUUAGAGGGUCCAUAUCAUAUUUUAAUAUUAAUGAAACCAGAUGAUAUCACAAAUAAAAAAAAAUUACAUUUAUUAUCAUUUCCAGAUUUUAAAAUUAAAUUUACAAUUGUCGUUGAAAAUACAACAUAUCUUGUUGAUAUUAUUAAUAAUAAAACUGAUAAUGAAAAUUUAUUAUUUUUAGAGGGUAUUAAAACAACAAAUGAAUAUGUUGAUUUAAUUAGAAUUAAAGCAAUUGAAGAGAGUAUACCAGAAUUACGUUUACAAAGAUUAUUAAGAAAAUAUAAAUUUAAUGAAGCAUUAGAUUUUGCAUUGAAAUUUAAUCUUGAUUGUGAAAUUGUUUAUCAUGCUGAGGCAAUGAUGUUGAUGGAAAAAUUAAGACCAAGAUUACAGUCAAGUGAAAAAAUUGAUGUUGAUAUAUUUAUGACAACACUUGAUAAAAUUAAAGAUGUUAAAUUUAUAUAUGAAUGUUGUAAUAAUGCAAUGACAAAGGAUUACAAAGAUACAAGAAAACUUUUGGUUUAUUCAAGACAAAGAAUAGUUGAUUAUGUUAAUGAUAAAAAUAUUCAAGAUAAACUAAAUGAAAAUCUUUCACAACUUCUUGCUACUGUAAGUGAUACACUUAGAAAAUUAGAGACAUUUGAAAUGAUACAUAAAGCUGAUGUUAUAAAUGAAACAUCAACUGAUGAAUGGAUAAAAUUUUCACGUGAAAAUUUACUAAAAGAAUGUAUGGAAUAUUUAUCAAAUAGUGAAUUAAAUUCAGCAUCAUUAAUAUGGACAAGACACAUGUCAAGUAUUGCAUCAAUUGUUACAAGUGAAACAAUAAUUGAUAUACUUGCUGCAAUACCAGAAAAUCUUAGUCCUGAUGAAUUAUGGCCAUGGCUUAUACAUUUUAUUCCAUCAGUAACAUCAUUAAUACCAAAUGGUCUAUCAGAAAUAAUUAAUUGGGGCUAUAAAAAAACUAAAACAUUGGAAAAAUAUCAUCGUGAUUUAUGGCCAGAUAUUGGUCUUGAAUUUGCUAAUGGUUUUAUAAAUAUAUUACAAUUUGAAGAAAAUAAUAUUUAUUAUCAAUUUCAUCAGGAAUAUACAAAUAAGAAUUCACAAUUACAAAGACUCAUGUUACUCAUACAAGCAAUGAAAGAUUUACGUGAUUUAAAAACAAAUUAUAAAAUAUUUUUACCACUUCAUACAUAUCUUGGUAAUUCAACAGAUGUUAUACAUUUAUUAUUAAAUAAAGUUAACAUAAAUGAAUUACCAAAUUUAUUAGAUAAUUUUUUACAUGUUUAUAUGUUAAAUAAUUCAUUAAAAAAUGAUCAUGUAUUAUCAUCAUAUGUACAAAAUAUAUUAAAAAAUUCAAAAGGUUGGUGGUUAUGGGAAAAGGCACCAUGGGAUAAACGUUUAAGUAUUGUUAUAAAUUAUAUUCAUAAUAUACAAAAUCGUUUACAACAAACACUUGAAGUAUUAAAAAGAGCACCAGUACCAUGGAGUGAUGAAGUUAAAUUACUUGCUGAAAAAAGUUACAAUUAUGAUCAUCCACUUGUUGCUAAAAUUCGUAUAGAAAGUAAUUCAGUUGUUGUUAAAUUAAUAUUAAAAAAAUAUAGAUAUGCACAUAUUGGUUUAUCAUCAAGAUUUUUUUCAUAUAUUAUUAAACAAAAUAGAUCAACAAUGAUUGAUGAUAUUAUUGAAUUAACUAAAAUGAAUAAUACAACAAGAUUCAAUGUUUUUUCUGAAUGUGUUAAUUAUCAUUUAACACAAGCAAUACAAAAUGAACAUCAUGAUUUUGCUUUAUUAAAAAUAAUAACAAAUAUAUCAAUUAUUUUAUCAUCACUUGUACCAAGCAUUGAUGAUAUAAUACAAGAUAUACAUGAUGUAUUAAAUCAUUGUGUUAUAAUGAUGCUUAAAAAAGUAAUUGUAAGUAUUAAUUUUGAUGUACAACUGGGUCUUGUUUGUUUGCUUAUGAUACCACAUGAUAAUUCAUUAAAAACACUUGGUUUAAUAUCAAAAUUACAUCAAGCUGAUUAUAAACGUGAUCGUAUUAUUAAAGAUUUAGGCUAUGAGUAUUGUCGUUUAACGAAAAAUUAUCAACAAAUGGAAGAAUUUAAUAUGAUGAAAAUACGAUAUGAAUGGGCAAAAAGAUUGGCAAAUUAUAAAAUAACAUACAGAGAAAUAAUGAGUAAUGAUGUUGAUAUUAAACAUGAUAUAUUAAGAAGAAUAAUGUCAUCAAAUGAAAAUAAUAUUAUUGAUACACUUAAUGAUUAUUGUUUAAGCUUUGGUUUUGUACGUGAUGAUGUUUAUUUAGCAUAUCUUGAAUCAUUACUAUGCUCAUGGGAACCAAAAUAUAUAAUAAAUAAUCAAAAUGGUCAAAAAGAGCCAAUAAUUGAUGAUAAUGAUAUAAAUUGUAUGAAAAUACCAGAAUCAUAUACUCACGCAACAGCAGCAUUGUAUUAUGCUGUAAAUUAUAUGCCACCAGGUGCUGAUCAAGUUGAAGCAGCUAAAGAAUGUUUUUCAUAUAUUAAUAAUUUACCAGAAGGUACAAUUGAUAUUGAUAAUGAUAAACGUAUUAAAAUUGAAAAUAAAUAUCGUAAAUAUACAUCAAAACAUAUAUUACAUACCUAUGGUCUUGGUGAUGAUAAAUAUUUAAAUCUUGUUGAUUAUCCAGAACAACUUGUACGAGCAUUGUAUUAUGAUAAAACAAUACCAGAACGUUAUAGAUGUGCAACUAAAAAUCGUCCAGAUAUUAAUUCAUCAGUUAAUGAUUUAGGAAAAGUAUUUAAUAUUAAUCUUGUUAAAAUAAGAUUAGAAUUACUUGAAGAAUGGUUACAGCCAGAUACUGGUGAAAUAAAAAAUGAUAGUAUAACUGUUGCUGGUAUUUGUCAAGAUGAUACAUCAUCAUCAUUAAUUGAUACAUUUACAUUUGAUGAUAAUUUAUUACGUGCAUGUUAUAUAAUUAGUUGUGGUGAUCAUGAACAGUUUAUUGGUCAUUUAAUAACAAUGGGACUUACUGAAGAUUUUCAUUGUCCUGGUGUUAGAUAUCGUGCAUUACGUGUUGUACAAUCAAUAACUGAUGAAAAUACAAUUCAAGAAUUAUCAAAAAUUAAUUCAUCAACAAUGAAUGAAUAUCUUAAAUCAUUACAAUACUUAACUGAUUUACAACGUCUUGGAAUUGGUUAUUCAAUUAGUGGUUUUGAUUCAUGCUCUAAAGAAAAAUUAAUACAAGUACUUAUUAGUAAUCAAUAUUGUUGUUCAAGAUCAUUAAGACUUGUACCACAAUUAUUUAUUGAUUAUCAUAUUGAUAAUUAUGAACUGUUAAAUUUUGUUAAUAAACUUAAAUUUUUUGAUAUUAUUCAUUCAUGUUUUCGUGCUCAACAACCUCAUUUUGCUGCUGCAUUAUUACCAUUUGUUGAAGACACUGAUAAACAAUUAAUUUUAAAUGAAAUAUCAUUAAAUUAUCAUGACAUUGAUAGUGUCAUUAAAAAACUCAAAAAAAUAGAAAAAAAAAGAAUUGUUCGUCAAGUAAGUUACUUAACAUAA
Molecule: messenger RNA, 3712 nt
Organism: Aphidius gifuensis
Lineage: Eukaryota; Metazoa; Arthropoda; Insecta; Hymenoptera; Braconidae
Product: kinetochore-associated protein 1-like
Exons: 4
Coding region: 17-3712 (1231 amino acids)
Biological process (GO): protein localization to kinetochore involved in kinetochore assembly; mitotic sister chromatid segregation; mitotic spindle assembly checkpoint signaling
Cellular component (GO): kinetochore microtubule; cytoplasm; RZZ complex
Molecular function (GO): small GTPase binding
Source: RefSeq, a predicted model, not a curated record